Salvelinus namaycush (lake trout) is the source of this 5601-nucleotide messenger RNA. Its product is annotated as centrosomal protein of 170 kDa protein B-like. The transcript has 19 exons. Gene Ontology annotation, molecular function: protein binding. Bases 226 to 5235 code for a protein of 1669 amino acids. The record is from RefSeq and is a predicted model, not a curated record. NCBI's taxonomy places the organism in Eukaryota, Metazoa, Chordata, Actinopteri, Salmoniformes, Salmonidae.
GGUGGAAGUGUAAUGUCAGUUUUCGUCGGCUUGUCAAAUAUUGAAGGGAGGGUGUGUUCGCCAUUUACCUGGACUAACAUUAUUGCUUCUUGAAACUACUUUACUAAAGAAGAGGACAGAUACAGCUGUAAAUUAUUAUUUAUUGUGUUAACGCUGGCUACUAUUCUGGAGAAAGCAGAGUCCGGAUUAAAGGAUGCUAAGAAGGCUCUGAGUCGGGGCUCCAAGAUGAGUGUGACGUCAUGGUUCCUAGUCAGCAGCUCAGGCACAAGACACCGGUUGCCACCGGAGAUGAUCUUUGUGGGCCGGGAGGAGUGCGAGCUCAUGCUGCAGUCACGCAGUGUGGACAAGCAGCACGCUGUCGUCAACUACGACCCAGCCACAGACGAGCACAUGGUGAAGGACCUGGGCAGCCUGAACGGGACUUUUGUGAAUGAUCUGAGAAUCCCAGACCAGACUUACAUCACCCUGAAGCUCUCUGAUGUCAUCCGCUUUGGAUAUUUGAAUAUGCUUUCCUUAACUCUGCUUCCACAUUGUCAUGUGUACAUCCUGGAGAGGAGUCAACACAAGGUGCCAGAGGAGGCUCUCAAACAUGAGAAGUACACCAGCCAGCUGCAGAUGAGUAUGAAGGCCCUGGAGGCCAGGAAGAGGGAGAAGGAGAGGCAGCAUGCUGAGGAGAGAACCAGAGACUCAUUCCGCUCCAAACAGGAGAAAGCUGAGGGUAAAGCUGCCCUCGCAGCAGUGGCCAGCGAGGCUCCAGUGUCCAGACCUACUCCUCUGUAUGGGCAGCCGUCGUGGUGGGGGGAGGAUGAUGCUGAACACGGUGAAGGACAGCGGCCAGACGAGGACCCGGCAGAGAAUACUAAAGAGAGCUACAAACAGGAGGCCAACGGCUCCCUGUCAGACAGCCAGGCCAGGUCCAUCUACUCGCACCACAGGGAGCCCAGCUACUUUGAGAUCCCCACCAAGGAGUUCCAGCAGCGGGAGCUCCAGGAGGUUCCCACUAAGGACACUGACCCCCCUGCUGUCCCUGUUCUCCCCCCAGCCCCCACCCCCACACCCCCUGUGGUGCAGAGCCACGCCUCCUUCACCAUCGAGUUUGAUGAAUGCAUGCCGGGCAAAAUCAAGAUCAAAGACCAUGUGACCAAGUUCUCCUUCCGCCAGCAACGCAAGCUCCUGAGUAAGGAGGCGGUCACCGCACCCACUGAGGUGAUGUCAGCAGAGAGCAAGGUGGCUGAUUGGCUGGACCAAAGCGACGUGCGCAUGAUGCAGAGGUGGUCUCGGACAGAGGACAUUUUCAGCACCAACAGUGACCUGCCCAUCUACAACAAUGCUUCCACAGGCCAUCACCAUGAGGAUGGGACUCGGGGCAACUCUGAGGAUUCUGUUGUGAACGGGAAGCAGGUUAUCCAGUCAAAGCCCCCUAGACCCCCUAGACCCUUCACACCCCCUGACUCAGAGGAGCUUCUGUCCAGCUCCCCUCCAGAGACUCACUCCCCUCCUCAGAGCCAUGGCAAAGAAGACCCCCAGCAGGCCUUCGUCAUCGAGUUCUUUGAUGACAAUCCACGCAAGAAGCGUUCACAGACCUUCACCAACAACACAGUCCAGCCCGACAGCCCGGCCCUUAGGAACAAGCUGGAGAAGAAGUUGGGCCCCAGCACCCCCACCCAGCAGUAUACCAUACCCCUGAAGGGCCCGGGCUCUGGAGGCCCCCAGAGGGCCGGCUCCCUGAGGCGGGAGAAGAUGGAGGAUCGGAUCAAUACUAGCUUCUCUUCCCAAUCUUCCUCCAUACAGCCCAGGCCCUUUAGAAGUGUGGGCCGCAGGUCCAAACUGGCCCAGGACUUCACUGCUGAGUUCCUGAGGGAGUCCAGACAGGAGACUAGACCGAGCAUGAACACAACCUGGGAGAGGAAGACUUCACCUGUGUCUCCUACCAUCAGCCCACCACCAACAGAAAUGGCACCAGUGCCCAACUCCCACCAUACCCCACCAAGCCCCCCUCAGCCCCCUGUCCCAUAUCUGACUCAGACCUCCACCGUCAACCAGCCUGUGCCCCUGAAAGCCCCUCUAAUAUCCCUGGUCAACCAUACCCUGGAGGCCGCACGUACCCUGGAGGCCGCACGUACCCUGGAGGCCGCACGGAGCCUGGAGGCCACAUGUACCCUGGAGGCCACACAGAGCCUGGAGGUUGGAAGCCCCAGACGCUUGGGGAAUGAGGAGGAUGAUGCCUUGAGUGAAGCAGGCACCUACACCAUCGAGACAGAGGUCCAGGAUGAAGAGGUGGUAGAGGCACGCAGCAAGAUAGACCAGGUGUUUGGGGUUGUUGAGGGGCCAGAGCAGCCCAGCCACACUGCAGCAGCAGCAUAUAAGCCUGUUAAGGCUCAGGACAGGGAGGAGCGUAGGGAGAGUAGCUCUGUGGAUCUAAGGCCAGCUCCAGGGCAGGGACAGAAUCAGCUGCAGGUGUCUGGUGGCUCUAAGUGGGUGUCUCGCUGGGCCAGCCUGGCAGACAGCUACACAGACUCUGGCCCCGCCUCAGGCCUCUUCGACAUCCCCUCACAGAUUGAGCUGUCAGGAGGAGUUGGUGGGAGGACCGGCUAUCAGGCGAUGCUCAGUCGCAACGUCAAAAAUGUGGAAUCAGAAGGCCAGAGUUCCAGAACACGGCGGAUUCUGCCUCAGGCACCGUUGGUGGAGAAGAAUGAGACUCCAACUCCCAGCAUUCUAGUCCAUCAGGACACUUACUCUACCUAUGAUGUCAGAGAGAAGAGCUCCAGAGCCCUCUGUCCACAGGAGGGACUCCACAACCUGUCUGUACAGGACGACCUAGACCCAGACAGCCUGAGUGAUGUCAGUAAGUCAGACGACGGCUCCAUCGUAGAACAGAGGACGACGCCCACACCAGAUAUGACAGACAAGAGUUCAUCUCAGAGCAGAGAAGAGGAGAGGCCCAGACUCCCACCCAAGUCUACAUCAUUCUACAUCGACUCUGAGAAGCGGGGAUCCAGACCCAAUACGCCCAGGACUGAGAGAAAACUACCACCUCCUCCUAAUACACCACAGCUCUCCACAGCCACCCUGACCAAACAACGGGGUGGACAGGACUCACAGAAGACUGUGAAGCCCAACCCGUCAGCUCCCAAGCUGGACUACCAGGGUAGAGUCAGCCCUCAGCCCAAGGAGAUCUCAGUGUGUCUGGUCAGGCAGGAGAGCUUCACUAAGGACCAGCCAAGUGAUGCUGCACAGGUCACCAGACUCCCCCACAUCUCCAGCCAGCCUGCUCUGAAUGACCCAGACCCUGCUGAGGUGUUCCAGGGUAUCUGCAGCCAGGACACCCACUCCUACCUCAAGGAGACUGAGGACGCUCUGGCUGCCCUGGAGGCCAAGCUCCAGGCCCAGACUGAUGUAGUUCCUUGUCCCAUAGAUGACACUCUGUCUGGGGAGUCUGACAUGGACUCAGCUAGCACUGCCAGCCAGCGCAGCAACCAGACUGCCCCCAAGACCAGAUCUAAGAAGCCCUCUAUCACCUGUGGCCUUCAGAGGGAGAGGUCCUCUGCCAGCUCCUUCACCCAGGAGCCCAGUCGCCUGCCGUCAGCCCAUAAUCGCCUGUCAGAAAAGCAGCGGUCUCAGGGAGAAGAUAGCAGAGAUAGUAAGCCUGAACCAGGCAGGAGACUGGGGAUGAGACGCAGUGUGGGCAAACAUGGCUCCAUGGACCUUAGCGAUGACCCCCAGAGCUCCAGCUUACCCUACUGGCCUGAUACCAUUUCCUCAGACCAGGAAGGCUACCGGCCCACUACACGCAAGAAGUACACCGCCCCCCUGCAGAAGGAGGAGUCUUCUAAGUCCUCCAAAGUGUCCCAGGCCCUGAGCCGCUCCAACAGCAUGUAUGCCCCAAGGCCUACUAGAGCCUCCAUGCUUCGUCGGGCUCGCCUGGGCGAGGCGUCCGACAACGAGGGCACAGAGACGGACAGGAUCUCCCAGGAGGCCAGUGGGCCCACCAAGGCCUCCCAGGACAGUAAGAAGCAGCUCUCCAGGCUGGACAUGCUGGCUCUGCCCCGGAAGAGGACCAGCUCCUUCCACACUCCCAGUGAUACAGAGUCCUCCGCACCCAGGACCGGCUUCUCCAACCGCAGCACAGAGUCCAACAGCGGCUCUGGGCGUAAGGCCUCUGUAGCCGGACCCAGCUCUAAGCCUGUGCUAGGCAGGGCCUCUGGAGCUCCCUGCAAGCCCAUCACCCGCGGCCGCUCCAGCAGUGCCAAAUACACCAGCAGCACAGCCAGCUCCAGACAACGGCAGAAAGGCUCUGACUACACCUCCACCUCGGAGGAGGAGUAUGACUCUGGUAACCAGAUCACCCCUAAACACAAACGCUCCCAGACCCCCUCAGCCUCCCGCUCCCAGCACCUCAUCCCCCCGCGCCCCAAACCCCGCUCAAGAGACUCGGACCAGGAGAGUCACGAGGGAGACGCCUACCAGAACUGGUCCUCCCACAGUGCUGAGAUAGCAAAACUGAGUCAGGACCUGGCUAAAGAUCUGGCCAUCCUGGCCAGGGAGAUCCAUGACGUGGCUGGUGAUACUGAUCCUCAGAGCUCUUCUGGAGUGGAGGCCAGCACACCUGCCUCUACCAUGACCACCCAGGAUGAGUUGGUUCAUCCUAUUCCUGAGGCUGGUGUGAACUACCAGAGAGCUCCCCCUGGUUCACCUGCUGCCGGGGACCCCGACCAGACCAUGAUGAAUGAGCAGGAACACAACUCUAAGCACAGAGGAUGGAACCAGGAAGAGGUUGUUAUUGAUGACCUUAUGCUGAAUCCAGUGUCCCAGAUCUCUCUGGCUAUUCGAGAAAACACAGAGCAACUAGCUGAGAAAAUAAAGGUACUAUUCCACAACAAACAGGACGUUUGGGAGGAGAUUGAAGCAAAGAUCAAUGCUGAAAAUGACAUCCCUGUCCUGAAAGGCUCUAACAAGGAAAUCACAUCUAUUCUCAAAGAGCUCAGAAGAGUUCAGAGACAACUUGAAGUCAUCAACACCAUCAUUGAACCCAGUGGGAACCUUGAGCCAGCCAAAACCUCCACUCCUAUCUCCCCCUCCUCAGCCAGCGUAAGGCCAUCCAGGGCCCCUUCGAGAGACUGGAGGUCAUUAGGUUCCCAGCGGGGUGAGGGUGGGGUCUCCUCUUCCAGCUCCAGGUCCAGUGAGAGUGUCAGGAGAUCAGCUAUGGCCUCAGAGGCAGAGAGCUAUGUGGUCUGAGGUUCUGGAACACAGUGCCUCCUCUUCACUGCUGCGCCACAAUCCCAGGUGUUGAGAGAGUGGAUUUGAGAGGGGGAAAUGGGCACUGCAAGAGAGAACUGUGGCCCCACUGCACGAAGACACUACUGCACUGUGUGUACACUACUAGAGAACUGAAAUGCGUAUUUAACUGCCAUGGUGUGAGAAGGGGAUUGUACAAGACACACUAAAGCCAUGCAUUGGUUAGUUCAGCUGAGAGAAAACCCCUUUAAGGCAAGGCCAUUAUUGUGCCAUAUACAGUGCAUUCGGAAAGUAUUCAGGCCCCUUGACUUUUUCCACAUUUUGUUACGUUACAGCCUUAUUCUAAAAUGUAUUACAUAGUUUUUC